AAGAUCCACAACCACCACACAAGUAGUAGUAUCCAGUCCUAUAAGAAAAUGGGGAAACUUUCAGUAGUCGCCAUAGCUGUUCUUGUCUUAGCUUGUUCUCUUCCUGUCAUCAUUGCCUCCAAUCCAUUCAACAUUUACAAAUUUUCCCAUAAGCUCCCCAAAAACCACGGCAUAUUUGACUAUUACAAACUAUCCCUGGAAUGGCCAAAAUCGGUGUGCAACACCGGUGGUAGUGAGGAAUGUGAAACACCCAUUAAAGACUACUUCACCAUCCACACUCUCCAGCCUUACUAUCGCCCUGACAAUUAUGUUCCUCCCUACAAUGAAAGUCGCUGCAAUUCCGUCCCUCCAAGUCCACCAGAAAGAAUAACAGCUGACUACUUAAGCAAGUAUGGAGUUCUAGAUGACAUGGUCAAGUAUUGGCCAAAUCAUUAUGGUUACUCCAACAUUGACAAGAAUUUGGAGUUUUGGCGUCUUCAAUGGAGAGGAGCUGGAAUGUGUUCACCAUAUCCUGUGUAUCCCGACUUUUACUUUAACGUUGCCUUAACUUACGUUAAAGCAAUAGAUCUUCUAGAAAUCCUCAAGGACUCAGGUAUUGAACCCAACGGUAAGAAAUACGAAGCAUUCUUAUUUGCAAGGGCCAUUGAAGAAGCGCUGGGAAUGAAGGUUCAAAUCCGCUGCAACAAGGACGCCAACAACGUAACACAAUUCUAUGAGGCGUUCAUAUGCAUUGACAGAGUUAACUUUCCGGAGUCAUGCUCAAAGACUAAAUACUAUGGUUGUUCCGAGGCUGAGAAGAUUCAGUUCCCUUCCCCGUAGGGUUGGUUUGAGGAUAAAAGAGCAAUAAUGUCCUUAGUUGCUCUUUGUGCGUUACCUGUGAAAUAAGCGUCCAUGUGGGGUUGUGGCUAUAACUCUUUAUAUGAGUUACUUUGAUGCCAUAAUUCAUCAUCUAAAUAAAAUGUGUGUACUAUUUCCUACAACAAA
Messenger RNA from Tripterygium wilfordii, 984 nucleotides. Its product is annotated as ribonuclease 1-like. Gene Ontology annotation, molecular function: RNA binding; ribonuclease T2 activity. Gene Ontology annotation, cellular component: extracellular region. Gene Ontology annotation, biological process: RNA catabolic process. The transcript has 3 exons. Bases 49 to 819 code for a protein of 256 amino acids. The record is from RefSeq and is a predicted model, not a curated record. NCBI's taxonomy places the organism in Eukaryota, Viridiplantae, Streptophyta, Magnoliopsida, Celastrales, Celastraceae.